AACAGCAGCAGAAGCAAAAGCCGCAGGCCGCAACUACUCCGAUCUGAGUAUCACAGUCACAGCUAAUAGCUAGCCAGCAGCCCAGCACCCAGCAACUACCCGUACGUACGAACGUGCGCUUCCGAUGGCGACCACGGUGAUGGCCUCCGCGACCGCGAGCUCCCCCGCCUUCUCCGCCCCCGGCGCGCGCGCCAGGCGCGCCGCCCGGCUUCCGGCGGGGUUCCGCGGCCGUGUCGCCGCGCCGCCGCGCCGCCUCGCGCUGCUCGCCAGGGCCUCCCAGCAGGCCGAUGACGCUGCCGCCGACACGAGCGCGAGCGCGGCGCCGGCUGCUCGGAAGCUGGGGCUCUGGGACGCGCUGGCGUUCAGCGGGCCCGCGCCGGAGCGGAUCAACGGGCGGCUGGCGAUGGUGGGCUUCGUGUCCGCGCUCGCCGUCGAGGCCACCCGCGGCGACGGCAUCCUCUCGCAGGCCGGCAACGGCGCCGGCCUCGCGUGGUUCGCGUACACCGCCGCUGUCCUGUCCGCCGCGUCCCUGGUGCCGCUGCUCCAGGGGGAGAGCGCCGAGGGCAGGAGCGGCCGGUUCAUGACCGCCGACGCCGAGCUCUGGAACGGCCGCCUCGCCAUGCUCGGCCUCGUCGCGCUCGCCGUCACCGAGUACCUUACCGGCGCGCCCUUCGUCAACGUGUAAAAUACAUACAAGCCGCAACGUACAGCUGUGAUAGACUGGUAGUACGUUUAAUUUGUAAAAGGAUAAUGUAGUAUAUGGUAAUUGGUAAUACGCGUACGUAUACGUAUGCAUGCAUGCGUAAUUACAAUAGCUUGGAAAUUUACUGUCUUCUAUAGGGUUCCCUGAAAAAAAACGUAAUAAUAAUUUUUUGGCA
This is a messenger RNA of Zea mays, 878 nucleotides long. Its product is annotated as early light-inducible protein ELIP. Bases 125 to 685 code for a protein of 186 amino acids. NCBI's taxonomy places the organism in Eukaryota, Viridiplantae, Streptophyta, Magnoliopsida, Poales, Poaceae. The transcript has a single exon. The record is from RefSeq and is marked validated.